AUUAUUCUUAUAACAUGUUAUUAUUAUUCUUCAUAGACAUGUUGUUAUUAUUCUUAUGACAUGUAUAGACAUGUUGUUAUUACUAUUCUUCAUAGACAUGUUGUUAUUAUUAUUCUUCAUAGACAUGUUGUUAUUACUCUGAUUUUUCAGUGAAUCCCUUACCUCAAGCUUUUAUUUUGAAAUAUUCAAACCGGAUGCAUUUCUCGGCCGUUGGUCGCUUGUAGCGGCGGUACAAAAAAUAAUGCCAUCGUCAGAUUCGGUGAACUAUCGGUGCCUUUUUAUAUUAAACUCUCCUUUUUAUUAACAAAGCGACGGAGCAAACAAUGCGAGUCGACAGCCGAAACCGGAGCUAACGGCGUUUAGACAGCUUGUCCCCGGCCGUCAGAGUGUCUCUGUGUCCGGCUGCAGCAGAUGGGAUCCUCGGUGUAUUUGGCUAAAAAGGCGGAAGACUGCGCACCAACAGCCCCAACCAGAGAUGAUACAAAGCUCCAGCCGCUAGCCAGCUAACUAUCUGUUGGGAGAUGCUGGUAAACGGCAGCCGAUCCACCAGGAAUUAAGGACAACACAGGAAACAUUUCGACAGAUGACGUCCCACUUUAUGGAGCCACAACGGGACGACUUGAACUGAGACGGCUUUAAUACUCGGCUUUAAUACAGCACUUUUCCCGACCUCAGGAUGGCGAGCAGGAGGAAGUCCACCACACCGUGCAUGGUUCCUCCUCGAGAAACCGUUGACUCGGACGAGGAGAUGGAGGACGUCACAGAUACGGCUGAGACGGGGGACAGUAACGGCGUGGCGGCCGUCUCCUCAGAGGUUUCUGGUCUGUUUGAGCAGCGAGGCGAAGACGCAGAUGUCAGACAGGUCUCAGACCACUAUCUGGAUUCGAACAUGGCAGAGGGGGGCUACGAGUGCAAAUACUGCAGCUUCCAGACGACAGAGCUCAACCUGUUCACCAUGCACGUGGACACGGAGCAUCCCGAUGUCGUCACCAACACGUCCUACGUCUGCAUGGAGUGUGACUAUCACACCAAGAGUUAUGACACUCUGCUGGCCCACAACGCUCGCCUCCACCCGGGCGAGGACAACUUCACACGGACGAUGGUGAAGCGAAACAACGAGACCAUCUUCCAGCAGACGGUCAACGACCUCACCUUCGACGGCAGCUUUGUCAAAGUGGAGGACGACGAGGCCGAGGAGACGUCCCGCAAAGGCAUCGCCCUCAGCAAGACGCCCAUCAUGAGGAUCAAGAGCAGACCGGAUCCCAAGAAGUUCACCGCCUCGCACAAACUGGCCGUCGACGACGUCAUCAAAGUGGAAAGCGACGACGAGGACGACGAGAACAAGGAGCCGCCCACGCUGUCUCCCGCCCCGAUGACACCCGCCGCAGCGCCCCUCGCCUCGUCCCCGUCUCCACGCCGCUGCAGGUCCAGGCCGUCCCGCAGAGCAUCGUGGUCAACAGCCCAACGUGCUGCAGAUCAAAGGCGGCUCGGGCGGCGGCGCCAUGCUGCCUCCUGGGACGCUGGCUCAGGUUCUGUCGGCCCUGCAGAACCAGCAGAACAGCAUUCAGACGCAGACUCAGCUCCUCAUCCCCAUCAGCAGCAUCCCAACAUACAACACGGCCAUGGACAACAACGUCCUGCUGGUCAGCGCCUACAACAG
Messenger RNA from Micropterus salmoides (largemouth bass), 1660 nucleotides. RefSeq names its product zinc fingers and homeoboxes protein 1-like. The annotation marks the transcript as partial. Gene Ontology annotation, cellular component: nucleus. The transcript is spliced from 3 exons. Gene Ontology annotation, biological process: regulation of transcription by RNA polymerase II. NCBI's taxonomy places the organism in Eukaryota, Metazoa, Chordata, Actinopteri, Centrarchiformes, Centrarchidae. Gene Ontology annotation, molecular function: DNA-binding transcription factor activity, RNA polymerase II-specific. The record is from RefSeq and is a predicted model, not a curated record.